Osmerus eperlanus (European smelt) is the source of this 1498-nucleotide messenger RNA. RefSeq lists its product as uncharacterized. The record is from RefSeq and is a predicted model, not a curated record. The transcript is spliced from 8 exons. Gene Ontology annotation, molecular function: oxidoreductase activity. Lineage: Eukaryota; Metazoa; Chordata; Actinopteri; Osmeriformes; Osmeridae. The coding region runs from base 124 to 1149 and encodes 341 amino acids.
ACUUCCUCCCAACACCAAACCAGCGAUUGGUCGAAGUCAGGUCUUAUGUCAGACGAAAACACUGUUUUGUAACUGACAAUAAUACCUAAAAACCGUCGGACUCUGUGCUUCGAAUUGUAAAGGAUGGCAAAGGUUCCCAAGGUGCGUCUGUCCGGGGGGCUGGAGAUAUGCCGCGUCCUCAACGGCAUGUGGCAAGUGUCCGGAGCACACGGUCCGGUGGACAUCCCUAAAGCAGUGCAGGCCAUGCAGGCAUAUGUGGAUGCAGGACUGACCACCUUUGACAUGGCUGACAUUUAUGGACCAGCAGAGGAGAUCUAUGGACUCUUCAACAGACAGCUGAGGACCCAGACAACUGAAGGUUCCACCAUGGUUCUCCAGGGUUUGACCAAGUGGGUUCCUCGACCAGGUCCAAUGGACCCCAAGGUGGUGAAGGCAGCGUUGCAGCGCUCCAUGUCCCGUAUGCAGGUGGACAGGCUGGACUGUGUCCAGUUCCACUGGUGGGACUAUGGAGACAAGAGAUACCUCCAGGCACUGGGAUACCUGGCUGAUCUGCAACAGGAUGGACUCAUAGGAGACCUGGCUCUCACUAAUUUCGACACCCACAGGCUUGAGGAGAUCACCAGCAAGGGCAUCCCCAUCUCCAGCAACCAGGUGCAGUACUCGCUCAUUGACCAGCGUCCUGCAGCCAAGAUGGAGGAGUUCUGUUUGUCUCACAACAUCCAGCUCCUCACCUACGGCACUCUGGCUGGUGGUCUGCUCUCGGAGCGCUAUCUCGGGAAGGCGGAGCCCAAAGGACGGGCAGAGCUCUGCACUGCCUCGCUAAGCAAGUACAAGAACAUGAUCGACAGCUGGGGAGGGUGGGGCUUGUUCCAGGAGUUGCUGGUUGCCUUGGACACCGUCGCUACGGGACACGGCUGCUCCAUCGCCAACGUGGCGACCCGCUACAUCCUGGACCGCCCUGCGGUGGGCGGGGUCAUCGUUGGCUGCCGUCUGGGCGUGGUGGGGGCGGAGCAUAUCGAGGACACCAUGCGCAGCUGCAGCCCAGAGCUGCUCCUCACGUCAGCGGACCUGCAGACGAUAGACGCUGUUCUGGCACAUUCCAGACACCUGCUGCAGCUUCUAGGAGACUGUGGGGGCGAGUACAGAUAGAGGGACGAUGGGGGGGGGGCUGAGAUAGGUGGUGUGGUGGAGAAGCAAGGGACAAGGUUGACAUUGAGAGGAGAUGGUGGAUGAAAGAACGGAUGAGUAUAGCUGGAGGAUUUGGGUGAUGAACGGAGACUGGUGACAAGCCUGGAGGGAAGGAAGAGAAGAGAGAAUACAAGUAUACAUGGAGGGGGCGGGGCACAAACAAUUCUACCUUGUAAAUAAUAUAUCAGUGCUCUUUGCAAUGUAAAGUUAUUACAGAGCUGCUUCUAUCAUGCCCAUUCAGCCAGAACAAAGUUCUUACCUUGUGUAACUUUCAUAUGUUUGAAUCAUGAUUAAAUCAAGUCCAGAAAAG